Messenger RNA from Helicoverpa armigera (cotton bollworm), 777 nucleotides. RefSeq names its product histone RNA hairpin-binding protein (gene Slbp). Gene Ontology annotation, cellular component: histone pre-mRNA 3'end processing complex; cytoplasm. The transcript is spliced from 5 exons. Gene Ontology annotation, biological process: mRNA 3'-end processing by stem-loop binding and cleavage; mRNA transport. The coding region runs from base 172 to 624 and encodes 150 amino acids. Gene Ontology annotation, molecular function: histone pre-mRNA stem-loop binding; mRNA binding. The record is from RefSeq and is a predicted model, not a curated record. NCBI's taxonomy places the organism in Eukaryota, Metazoa, Arthropoda, Insecta, Lepidoptera, Noctuidae.
UGUCUUGACAAUUUUUAGACUGUUUUGUAUAUUUUUCGCGCGUUUUCAUUUCUUGUCACUUGUCACUAUCAUCGGCUAUCGUAUUUAUUAUUCAAUUUAAAUGUAAUAUGAGUGAUUUGGACUUGUAAGCAGUAUAUUGUAGAUAUAAAUUAAGAUUGGGUUAGGCUUAAUAUGAAUAAAAUAACCUCUAAAAGGAGCUGGGCUGAUGAGAUGGAUGAAGCUCAGAAUGAGAAACCUAAAACAGGAAAAGGUGGCAGUCGUGAAAACUCAAACAGCAGAAAGAAGUCAAAACCAAACAAUAAGGCUGAUACUGACAGUAAACCAUGUCCACCAAAAAAGCCAUUAGAACUGGAAACUGAUCCCCUAAUAUUACAAAGACGACAAAAACAAAUUGACUAUGGAAAAAACACAGUUGGAUACCACAAUUACAUUGGCCAAGUGAAAAUGGAUGAGCGCACAAAAGAUCAUCCAAAAACACCUGAUAAGUUUACUAAAUACAGCAGGAGGUCAUGGGAUACUCUAAUUAGAAUGUGGAGAAAAAAAUUACAUGAGUAUGAUCCAAAUGCCAAUUCAGAUAAUAAUGACGAAGGGGAUGAUGAAAAUCAAGAUGCUGGAAAUUUUUAAAAUAAGUUGCGGACUCAGGAGUGACUUCAUAUCUAUCAAUAAAGAUUGAUGAAAGAUAAUAUUAACAAAACUAGUAUAAGCAUAUAUAAAUAAGUAUUAUAGUAGCUAUGUACAUAGCUUUAAGGUUUACUACAUAGGUUUGUUUUGUUUCAA